ACUCGCAUACAUACGCACACUCGCAGUGUUUUGCGAGAGGAAUGAUCAUAAGCUCCGAAGUUCUAUCUCACGAUUAAAAAACAACGCUUCCGUGAUUCGUUUGCUUCCUGCUGCAGUUCGAAAGUGAAUGAAAGAAUACUUAAAGUGAUAAAACUCGUAUUGCUUCUACAUCUUCACGCACCUUCACUGUUCCAGAUUUUUUAGGGCUUUUCAUAAGAUCAAAUCAGUAGAAUUUUUGAGAAAAUGAAUGGACAUGCAGAAGUGAAAAUGAAUGGUCAUGGGUCAGAAAAGAUGAAUGGUCAUGUGGAACAAUCCGAAAUUAGCUCUUCUGAAAAAUUCGAAGUCUUGAUGAACGGAAAUUGCGAAGCUGCCAAAGAAACUCUCCCCGUUGCCAAAUCCUCCAAGAAAAAAGUGUCUUUCCAUGAUAAUGUGACCGAUAUCGAUGCUGACCGUGAGCCCCCCAUUACAGCGAAUGGAGAUUAUGUCGAAGACAACCAAGAUGAAACAAAAACCCUGCGCGACAUCUUAAACAUUUCUGAAAAGAUAAACUUCUUUAAAAACGCUUUCUCUAAUGGGGUCCAGACAAUAGAUGAUAAUGGUCAUAAGCCGCAUGGUCACCAGAGUUCGAUUCCGGAGGCCAGAUUAGCUUUUGUGGCCGGUAUGGUCGACAGGUCCUUAACAGGAAACAACUCGCGUGCGGACAAGAGGCGGAAUCAUGUUGAUUCUGAUGUGACGAAUGGCGAUGGAAGUGUAACGAAAAAAGAUGAAGAAGAUACUGAACCGAAAACUAAGAGCGGUUCCUUCGACACGAAAGAGGUGCCCCGCAGUCCAGAAGAGGUAAGACCUUCUGAAGGUGAUACAGCCUCGGACAUGGCGGCUACAGAAGUGACAUACCUGAAGGUGUUUGCUACACAGAAAAUCAAAAAUGGGUUCACAGAAC
This is a messenger RNA of Stegodyphus dumicola, 940 nucleotides long. RefSeq lists its product as uncharacterized. NCBI's taxonomy places the organism in Eukaryota, Metazoa, Arthropoda, Arachnida, Araneae, Eresidae. The record is from RefSeq and is a predicted model, not a curated record.